Messenger RNA from Solanum verrucosum, 461 nucleotides. RefSeq names its product EPIDERMAL PATTERNING FACTOR-like protein 2. Bases 1 to 411 code for a protein of 136 amino acids. The record is from RefSeq and is a predicted model, not a curated record. Lineage: Eukaryota; Viridiplantae; Streptophyta; Magnoliopsida; Solanales; Solanaceae. Gene Ontology annotation, biological process: stomatal complex development; guard cell differentiation. The transcript is spliced from 3 exons.
AUGGGCUGGAGUACUCAGAAUCAAACACUUCGCUGUCUAACAUAUUCACUUCUUAUUCUUACUAUUUCAAGCUUAUCCCACUUCACAUUCCAGGCUGAAGGAAGAAAAUUGCUUGAUACUCACCGUCAUCAUGGGGAUAAUCAGAUAGAGAGUGAAAAGAGAGGAAUGUUGAGAUCACAAAUUGGGUCUAGGCCACCUAGAUGUGAAAAAAGAUGUGGUACUUGCGGUCACUGUGAAGCCAUUCAGGUUCCAACAAAUCCACAAAUUACAAAUGGAAAUAAGAAUCACACAAUCAACAGCAACAACAAGAAAGCGUCCAACAACAUUGCCUAUGCAAGGGACAGCGACAACUCAAACUACAAGCCAAUGAGCUGGAAAUGCAAAUGUGGAAAUCUUAUCUUCAAUCCUUAAGCAACAACUCAAACUAAGUAGUCACCUUGUACAUGAAUCAUUGCUACUUU